AUGGCGAAUCGACGAGGUCAAUCACCCGCGUCACGCCAACGAUACGGAAUGGAUCCGCACCGGGCGUCAACCGGCUCGCUCCACCGCCCCCCGCCGGAGAGCAUGUACUAUAACGGCCCCCCCAUGGCCCCCGCGCCUCCCGCCCCCGGCCCGCCCCACGGCCACCACAACAGGCCCUAUUCCGGCCCCCACUCACCACAGGACAGCACCGAGGAUCUGCACUACGGGUACCCCCCCCACCCCCAGUCGGUGCCGCAAACCCCCGCCUACGCACCACAGCAGCCUUCUCCAGGGGGCGGUGUGGCAAGCUGGAUGGGCAUGAGUGGCCCCCCGAUGCCUGGCAGGAUGGGCACAGGCGGCCCCGCACCCCCUCCCCAGCACAUGGCCCCUGCCCCGGGGCCUCCGGGUCCGCCGCAGCAAGGGAUGCGCGGCGGAAUGGACCCGCACAUGCACAACCGCAUGAACAGCCUGAACAGACGGAACACGGAGAGGGAGGGCGAGAAGCCGCCACAGCGACCAAACGUGAUCCACCAGCAGCAGCACCACUCCCAGCCGCCGCCACAUACGCCACAGGGAUACGACCACGGGCCGGAGUACGAUUAUCGGCCGCCUCGGCGUGGUCCCCAGACUUCCCGGUCUUCGUCACGCAGCCCGUCACCGCCGCCUGGGAGGGGCCCGUAUAUUGUGCCGAGCCAGAGCGGUGGUGGUCGCCCCCAGUCUACAGCUUACCAUUCUAGCAGCAGCAACUUCUCGGGUGAGAGCUACGAUAUGAACUUUCCGAUGGAGAGGCCGGUGGACAGGCAGCAGAGCUAUGUUGUGCCCAACGCGAGUCAGCCUGGGAAUGUCAGGGACCGGGAGUAUCACCUUGGUGGUGGUGGGCGUCCACCUAGUGAGUUUAGGCGGGAGGGAACCGUGUACCACCCCAAUAACCCGAGGCCUGUCCUUGGGGAGCAGCAGCGUCCGCGCCAGGUUAGGAGGGAGCGAAGUAGGUCGAGGGGGCCGCAUCAUGGUUUGGGAGUCACGGAUUCUCAGGCUAGUGGAGACGGAUCCGAUGAUUUCGAGGAGGUGUACCGCCCAGGUGCAAGGAAGGCGGCAAGCACUACUGAGAAGGGAGCUCUGGUGAGGGCCAGGUCACGGUCUGUGCCGGCGAGUGACUCGCGGGCAAUGAUUCCGCAGCCGCAGCCGCAGCCGCAGCCGCCGUCACGAGGCCGUCCCAGCUCGGAAACGUCAGGAAGCAGCAGCGAUUCAGAGACAGAGCCGACUACUAGUCAAAGCAAUAUCAGGAUUGAGUAUGAUGGAAGAACCAUUGACAUCAAUUAUAGCGGUAGCACUCGUGGGGGCAAGCCUCCGAUUGGGAAUAUUACUAUCAAUACUACUUCCCGCUCUCACACACUGCCAUUGAACUCUCCCAUCAACCAGCGGGCAAUUGCUGCGGCGCCAUCGCGUGGUACCCCACCCCCUACUACUCAAGCUAUCAUGCCGCCACCUGCCACGGAGGCACCAGCACCGGCUCCCGCACCAGCUCCGCCAGCACCUGAAGCAGCACCGGCGCCCCCGGCCCCAGCCCCAGCACCAGCACCUCCCGCACCACCCCCACCAUCAGUCAUGAUCCCACCGCCGCCACAACCAACUCCAUACACCCUCCCACACGGUGUCGAGCCCGUGAUCCUCCCACCGCCGCCUGCCCCGGGCGUUAUUCCCCCAGCCCCGGGAACCAUGGGACCGAUGCAGGGAGCCAUGAUGCCGAUCCGAAGACACACGGGCAGCGACGGCGGCUACGACGACCACGACUACCGCGACCGCGAACUCUACCGCAUGGAAGCCCUCUCCCUCGAUGGCCCCAACUCGCCCUACCGCGACGACCACCGCGGCCGCGACCGCGACAUGGGCCCCCCCAUGGGCGGCCCGCGCCCCCACAGCCGCCGCCGCCGCUCCGUAAGCCGCACACGCAAACCAGACGGCACCGAACACCGCUGGACAAAGAUCAGCCGCGACAUUGUCGCCCGCCGCGCCGUCGAGGUCAUCGGCUACGACUUCAAGGAGCAGUCGGACUCAAUCAUGGUCUUCCAGGUCCUGGACGAGACCCAGAUCGACGAGCUCAUUGAGCUCUCAAACCGCAUCCGGAACGGCGAGGUCCGCGUCAUCCGCCGCGAACGAUCAACUACCCGCGGAGGCGACGACGACAAGGAGCACCGCCACCGACGCAGACACUCGUCGCAGCACAGACACAGCCAUAAGAGCCGCCCGAACUCGAUCCACGGGUUUCCCAGCCCUGGUCCGGGGCCCGGGCCGUCGGCGAAUAGGCCGCCGCCUGGAAAGCCGGCGCUUGUUAGUCCACCGGCGGUGCCACCCGCGCCGGAGCCGCCGCAAGUCGAGGCGCCCGCGCCACCGCCAGUGAGGCAGCCGUCGUCGGCGGGGGGAAGGAGGUUGCAGGAGAACCCGGAGCAGUCGGGGACGUAUAUUGGCUAUACGAGGAAUCCGCCGAGGAGUACGCAGGCGUCGGGACCUUAUGGGAGUAGUAGACAUGGUAGUGUUAAGAGAUGA
Morchella importuna is the source of this 2544-nucleotide messenger RNA. RefSeq lists its product as uncharacterized. The record is from RefSeq and is a predicted model, not a curated record. The coding region runs from base 1 to 2544 and encodes 847 amino acids. Lineage: Eukaryota; Fungi; Ascomycota; Pezizomycetes; Pezizales; Morchellaceae. The transcript is spliced from 2 exons.